CAGCCACCAUUGAUUUAUGGCCUUCAAUGGACCAACCCUUGUUUUGCGGGUCAACCGGCCUCGUUUUGAUGGUCAUCUUGGAAGGCUAGGGACCCCCACGGAUCCCACAUGCGUGACCCACCUGAGGCCCCAAAACAGCACACCAGCGUUUCGGGCCAACAUGUAGCGUUUCGAGCACGGCUAUCGACCCAGAGCCCAAGGAGCAUGAAACUGGAGUUGUGGAAACUCUUCCGCGAAGAUGUCCGGGACCUCUUUGAGCUGACGACCUCCAACAUGAACACUUACAUGGUGGUGGGAGCCUUGCUGGUGACCUGCAUCAUUGGUUUCAUCUUCGUGGGCUAUCAGGAGUUUCCAAUGGAGCCGCCGUGGCUGCUGCUGAUUUGGAACAACAGCGUGUUCAGUGCGAUCACCUUUGGCAUCUUGAGCGUUUGGUUGGCCACGCACGGUUCCAGCAGUUCCAACUCGGCGGCGAUCAAGAUUCUCACGCAGGCGGUGCGACCUCCGGUGCCCGGCUUGAGCGAGGUUCGUGCAGCCAUGCGACUGCAGGAGCAGUACGAGAAAAGCGGGGUGAAGAACUUCUUCAUGCCUCCGGCCUUCGUUCCGGGUGCCACCCUCGGAGGGCUGCAGGAGAUGGAGGGUCCCCAUGCUCGGGCACGCGACCCAGCGCUACCCGAAGCGCCACUGGCCAAGAGGGUGUCGGACCGCGAGAAGGAGACGCAAAGCAAAAGGAAGUUCACGGAGAAGUCGCAGAUGACGGAUGUCCACAAGGAGGAGGCGGAGGCGACCACCUGGCUGGAGGAGGGCGCCCAUGCCACAGAUGACAUCAGUCAACUCCUGGCCACGGUUGAUGGAGGCCCAGGGAAGAGCGCGGCGCAGUACUCCCACUUCUGGAUGCUUCGAAAGGUGCAGCGCGGCUACGCCUGCUUCGACGCCUACGCGCGCAUUAGCUUGACCGUGUCGGCACAGCAGCUGCUGCUGGUGGGGGCAUACUAUGCCAUUGCCUUAUUCAUGACCAAAACAGAAGGAUGGCCAGAGCCUUCGCAGAACGCGGCAACUGGAUGGCUUUCCAGCGCUACGGCUGCCUUUGCUGGCUGCAUUUUGUACAAGCUGGACCUCUUCGUGGUGAAGCGGCAACGGAGGAUGGUCGACACCGCCAUCUUUCUGGGGCCUUUGGUGUUGACUCUCGCCGUGCAUCUCGCCGUGCUUCGAGACAACAAUGGACGAGUGGGCUUGCGCGCCUGCGAUCAAUUCAUCCCUUCCUGGGCACCCUGGUCCUUGGCGCUGGUGGCCUGUGCAUUGCAUAUGGCUUGGAUUAUCAUCAUCUUGAAGGUCUCCUGCCCCUUGAAAUCCAGAGCUGGCUUGCCCAUGUCUUAUCGUUCCUCCAUUUACCUCGACGUCUUUGGAUGGCACAGCAAGCGCUUCCGCCGAACCGCUGCCAAUGCCACCAUGCCAAAGGUGACCGUCCAAGCGCUGCCCUUCAUGAGCAAGGAUCGGUGUGCAGCGGCUGCCUUCAAGGAAGCGAAGCAGAUCUCCAAGGUGUUGAAGAAGUUCGGAGGUCCUGAGAUCGUGGAACACUUGAGUGCGGCGGAAGCGGAGGAUUUGCACCGCAUGCAGGUGAUUCUGGAAGAAGACGUCAAAGAGCUGGAAGAUCAUUUGAACCUGCCAGAGUAUGAGCCAGAUGAUACACAGAUGGCCGACGAUGGGAGCUGGUUGCAAUGCUGCUGUGAAGAUGGCCAAGGUCAUGCGGCGCUCUAUUGGGUGGAUGCUCACUCAGGACAGGUGCAGUUGACUCAGCCCAAUCGAGGGGAGAUCAUCGACCUCUCUCGCAUGAGCGCGAUCAUCCGGGAGCUCCAGAGCCGCAUCGAUGCUUCGCCGCGCAACGCGGCGCAGGAGGCGGUCGCCGCAGAGGCGCGGCCCUUCGAGCUCAUGCCCGAAGCGCCUGACAUGGACGAGACCAGCAAGAAUCUUCCCUGGAAGUGUAUCCAAAGAAGUUGCUGGAUGCAAAUUCUCCUUUGGUGCUUCACCAUGGUCGUGAUCUUGGUGGACAGUGACUAUCAUGCCUCCCGCUUGGCACCCGCAGACUCUUAUGACAGGAGCUUGGUGAAGUUGGUCAGUGUCAGCCAAUGGCCUCACAGGGCGUUCCGGCCCUCUGCCUUGUCCUGCAAUCCCUAUGCCAAGAAGCUGUUGCUGAGUGAUCAAUUUGAGAUCUAUUCAGCCGAAUUGAACUUGGAGGGCAGCAUUGAAGCCUUGGGCUAUCAACAAUCCUUGCUUUUGAGGAACUUGACUUUACAGCCAGCGAUCCCCACUGCAGAGCUUCGCAGCACCUGGAAAAGCAUUGGCUAUUUGCACAACCGAGGAAUCCUCCUCUUGUUGGACCGGAACGGCCGCGCCAUUGUGGAACACCACGUGCACCGUGGAAGUGGCUAUUCCGCGAAGCCGUGGACCCUGAGCGAGAGCUUGCCACAGAAACUGGAGGUGAUCGAGCCAAUUGAAGGACGAGGGAGUCAAAUGUGCAGCACAAAAGGCUCUGGCCUGGUGAAUAUGGGUUGGGCCAUUUACGCCUCCACGGAUUCCGGACAGGUGGUGAUUCUGUGCCCGUCGGCUCAGCGCGUGCUGCAGCCUUUGCACAUGAUCGUCUCCCUCCGCAGAAAGCAAGCCUCCAUGUCAAUCAUGAAGUUGGUGGACUCUCACACGGGAGCAGUGAAGCUGCAAAGAGAAAAGAUCAUUGGGGUGCAACGAGACAUCUACGAAGGCGUCUUGUGGCUCAUGGUCUCGACCACCGAGGGCUCCACCGAGAUCCGUGCGUGGGACGUCGCCGUGGGGCAGGUGGGACGUUGGUUUUUGCCCACUGGCAGACGCUGGGCACAAGGCCUUUGCCUGUUGGGCCCCAACCAGGGCCUCAUCAUGGCGGCGAGCGCCGAUGAUUCCUCCACCGCCUCGAAUGCGGAGCUCUGGCGGAUCAUCCCCAAGCUGAACCGCCGCAAGGCGUAA
Molecule: messenger RNA, 2991 nt
Organism: Durusdinium trenchii
Lineage: Eukaryota; Dinophyceae; Suessiales; Symbiodiniaceae
Source: the annotation of a GenBank genome assembly